GAAAAAGCAGGGAAAGCCCCACUUCUCGAACAACUCGGACGAGUCGUCUCGCUAUCGACUCGCCAUCGCAGAGGCUCUAACCGACCAUUUCAUCUCCAUCUCUUCCAAUCUUCAAUCUUCAAUCUUCAAUCUAGGCAAACCGCAAUUAUGGGAGAAACCGCCGUCGAUGGCGAUUUGCUUCUCAAGAGCUUCUUCGCCGAAGUCAGCGAAGUCGAGAGGGACAACGAAGUCCUCAGGAUCCUCUCGUGUUUCAAGUUAAAUCCUUUUGAGUAUCUAAAUCUACCAUUUGAUGCAUCUCCGGAAGAUGUGAAAAAGCAGUAUCGCAAGUUAUCAUUGUUGGUUCACCCUGAUAAAUGCAAGCAUCCACAGGCCAAGGAGGCAUUUUCUGCAUUAGCAAAAGCUCAACAACUAUUACUUGAUGGGCAAGAAAGGGACUAUAUUAUUAGCCAAGUCAAUGCAGCAAAAGAUGAACUUCGAGUAAAGAGGAAGAAGCAGCUGAAGAAAGAUACAGCUUCUAAAAUAAAGUCAAUGGUUGAAGAGGGGAAAUAUGAUCAACAAUAUGAAAGGUCAGAGGAGUUCCAGCAAGAACUAAAAUUGAAAGUUAGAGAAUUGUUAACAGAACAAGAGUGGCGGAGGAGAAAAAUGCAGAUGAGGAUAUCUGAAGAGGAGGGUAGACUGAAAAAAGAUGAAGAAGAACAAAAAGAGAUGUGGAAAAGAAAGCGUGAGCAUGAGGAGCAGUGGGAAGGCACAAGAGAGCAGAGGGUUUCAAGCUGGAGAGAUUUUAUGAAAGGCGGCAAAAAGGCCAAGAAAGGAGAAAUUCGACCUCCUAAGCUCAAAACUGAAGACCCUAACAAAUCUUAUGUUCAAAGGCCAGUAAAACGAGGUUAAUUGGUUUGCUAGGGCUUGUUUGGUUUUUUAUUAAUGAUGAACCAAGCCUUGUUGCCCUAAAAUUGUUGCGAGAAACCAAGCCCUGUUGCCUUAAAAUUGCUGGGAGAAAUUUGUAUUUAUCUAUAACUUGUUUGUAAGCAAGUUUGCGAUUAUGUUGAUCUGAGACAUGGUAGGAAUUUCUCGAGGACCUGAUAGAACCAAACAUAUUGUAAGCAAUUGUAGGUUUAGUUAUAUAUAGUUUUGACAGAGCUAUUAUGCCUAUA
Molecule: messenger RNA, 1151 nt
Organism: Ziziphus jujuba (common jujube)
Lineage: Eukaryota; Viridiplantae; Streptophyta; Magnoliopsida; Rosales; Rhamnaceae
Exons: 9
Coding region: 148-888 (246 amino acids)
Source: RefSeq, a predicted model, not a curated record